This is a messenger RNA of Pistacia vera, 327 nucleotides long. RefSeq names its product secreted RxLR effector protein 161-like. The transcript has a single exon. Bases 1 to 327 code for a protein of 108 amino acids. The record is from RefSeq and is a predicted model, not a curated record. Lineage: Eukaryota; Viridiplantae; Streptophyta; Magnoliopsida; Sapindales; Anacardiaceae.
AUGGGCAUUAUAUUAUGUAAGAACAAAGAAGAACAGCACUGCAUUAGAGGGUUUGUUGAUGCUGAUUAUGCGCAUACAGGGGACAUUGAUAAGAGAAAGUCCACUUCAAGCUUUGUUUUUACAUUGUGGGGGAAUGUGAUUAGCUGGAAAUCAAAACUUCAGCAUCUGGUUACACUCUCUUCAACAGAAUUUGAGUAUGUAGCCCUGACAGAAGCAACAAAGGAAGCUAUAUGGCUUAAGGGUUUUGUGAAUGAACUGGAGCUGGAACAGAAAAAUGUGGAGAUCAAAAGUGACAGUCAGAGUGCAAUACAUUUGUCCAAAAACUAA